CCAUGUUGAGGCCCGCUGCGGAGGUCUAGCAAACGGAGGAUCUGUUCCCGUAACAAUGGCAGCAAAAUCAUCACUCCUCAAAGUAAUACUGCUAGGAGAUGGUGGAGUUGGGAAGAGUUCCCUUAUGAACAGAUACGUCACCAACAAGUUUGAUGCACAGCUGUUUCAUACAAUAGGUGUGGAAUUCUUAAAUAAAGAGCUGGAAGUUGAUGGACAUUUUGUUACAAUGCAGAUAUGGGACACAGCAGGUCAGGAACGUUUUAGGAGCUUGCGGACUCCUUUCUAUAGAGGUUCUGACUGUUGCCUGCUAACCUUCAGCGUGGAUGACUCUCAAAGCUUCCAAAACUUAAGCAACUGGAAGAAAGAGUUCAUUUAUUAUGCAGAUGUCAAGGAGCCUGAAAGCUUUCCGUUUGUGAUACUGGGUAACAAAGUUGAUAUCGAUGAAAGGCAAGUGUCUACAGAAGAAGCCCAAGACUGGUGCAGGAAUAAUGGCAACCAUCCCUAUUUUGAAACCAGUGCAAAAGAUGCCACUAAUGUUGCAGCAGCCUUUGAAGAAGCUGUUAGAAGAGUUCUAGCCUCUGAAGAUAGAUCAGAUCACUUUAUUCAAACAGAUACAGUAAACCUUCAUCGGAAACCAAAACCCACUUCAUCUUGUUGUUGACUUAAAGAUUUAUUUUUUUUUUUGCCAUAUUACUUUUGACUAGCUUGCUCUGUAAAAGGAUGGUGAAGGUGUAAUAGAUAAAAUAACAAAUGGGUUUCACUCUAAUGUUAAAUUGUCAUAAUCUGCUGCUUUCUUGGGGGAGCAAAUGAAAAAUUUUCAUUCAUGAGUGACCUGUUACUGAAUUAAUGACUCUUUCUGUUCAGGAAGGUGUCAAGUAAAAACAUUAAUAUAAGAAUGUAAUUUGCCAACUUUAUUCAAAUGAUAAAUACUUUGAAUAUAAUUAAAACUUAAAAGUUCUAGAAGCACUACUUUGGAGAAACUGUUCUGGAAUUCAGACACAAAGAUACUUUUAUAUGGGUAUAUUUUUAUGAAAUCAGCAUUCCAUUUUUGUUUCACUAGAAGUCAGUUUCUUAACAAUGCUAGAUAUUAAACCAGUCUCACUACAUUCCUUUUGCUGUGAGUGGUACUUCAUCUCUAAUUUUAUCAAAAACAUCUCUGUUUAUUAUAAGUUAAUAUAAAUUACCUUCAGAUUGUCCUCUAAUUGCCUAAUGUUUCUAUUAUUUGAGUAGGUUAAGUAGGAAAUAAACUUCCUAUAUAUUUAAUGUCAAUUUUCCUUUACUAUUCCAAUUUCUGUACUAAUUUUCCUAGCAGUUUAAUGCAAGAUACUGCUGAUUUUUUAAGUUAAUACAUGUAUUUGCCUUAAGUCCCAUUCUAGUGUGUUUCUGAUCAGUAAGGUAAAAAAAUCUGAGUAACUGAAGUAUAACCAUUUUUAGUUAUGAAAAAGAUACACUUUAUUCCUUCAGCUUUAAUAGCACUUGAAGGGAUCCACGUUAUGACAAAUUUCUAAGAGAACUUUUAGUAUAUAGCCUUAAAGUUCCAAACUUCUUGUUCCUGUUAACCUGAGCUGUGAAUGUGUUUACCAGUAAUCUCUGCACUGUGAAACUAAGGAUUGGCAAUACGUAGAGAACUCAGGAAGCUCUUGACUUACAGUAGAUUGUGACAGCUUUCAGCCCUAAUACAAGUAAAUACCUACAGCUAGUGUUUGAACCGAAUUUGAUACUUAUUUAAUUUGCUAUUUUAGGAUAUGGACUUACACAUUUAAGACAAUGUCUUUUGUAUUACUGUACUCAUUACAUGAUGAUGAGCAGAAGCAGAUUCUGUAUUUAAUGGACAGUCUUUCUGCAGUAAUGCAGAUGAAACCACAGAAAGUGUAUCUGAGGCUCUCCAUUGCAGUUAAAUGGUAGAAUACUUGUAUGGGAAGUUGUUGAAAGUUGGCUCUCAGAGUACCCACUGUCCUUGUAUAGCAAACUUGACAGCGCGCUGUUUCAAUGUGUAAACUGACUGCUAACAGGCAUGCACAUACACAUGUUGUGGACUUCAGAAGGAAGUCUGAACCCUAUAGGGCAGGCCAUGUUAUUCACUAAACUGCACAGACUCUGCUUUCUGUACAAGUUUUUGGUUCCCAUAGAAAAGCCUUUCUUGAGAGUACAGUACCAGCAAGAGUUUUCUUUUAAUGAAUCUGUUCAGUCAGUACCAGGUGUAAUUAUUUGGAAGUAAAGCUUGCAAAACCUUUUUGUUGCUCUUAAUAAAUACACUCUUCUGAA
Athene cunicularia (burrowing owl) is the source of this 2265-nucleotide messenger RNA. It is a transcript of the gene RAB9A, whose product is annotated as RAB9A, member RAS oncogene family. Gene Ontology annotation, molecular function: GTP binding; GTPase activity. Gene Ontology annotation, cellular component: lysosome; phagocytic vesicle; late endosome. Gene Ontology annotation, biological process: retrograde transport, endosome to Golgi; Rab protein signal transduction. The coding region runs from base 56 to 661 and encodes 201 amino acids. Lineage: Eukaryota; Metazoa; Chordata; Aves; Strigiformes; Strigidae. The transcript is spliced from 2 exons. The record is from RefSeq and is a predicted model, not a curated record.